AUGCAAAACGCUUGGGAGGCUAUUUAUUUCGUAUAUUCAUUUACGUACCUGGUCGGUAGAACAUGCACCGUAUCUUUAUACGCUGCGUCGAUUAACGACCAAAGCAAAAAGCCUAAAGCUGUUUUAUUUUCUGUACCCGCGGAAAGUUAUGGGGUAGAGGUAAAUUUAAGAUUGAUUUAAAAUACUCAUAAAUAAUUAUUUCCCCAAAGAUGAAAAUGUUUUUAAAAAUAAAAACGCGGUUAAAAAUAAAAAAAGCUAUUGUGUGUUUUAUUUUUGAAACAAAUUUUUAUUCUAUUUUUGAAUAUACUCAAAUUUUAAAAAUGUCCUAAAAUGUAGGUAUGUCUAUAUUUGAGUUGUUAAAUAGCGUUAUAACGAAUCAUAUAUUUGUUUUAUUUUUUGAUGACAGGUAGCAAGAUUUUUAACACAGGUAACAGCUGACGAGUUAGCAUUGACAGGAUGCAAUUUCUUUUCAGUCACUCGGACAUUAAUGUUAACG
Messenger RNA from Cinara cedri, 496 nucleotides. Lineage: Eukaryota; Metazoa; Arthropoda; Insecta; Hemiptera; Aphididae. The record is from the annotation of a GenBank genome assembly.